AUGCAAGGCGUCGAGGCACAAUACAACAAACUUCUUCGGGAAGCGAACUUGGGAUGUAUCUCAGAUAUAGCACUGCAGUCACCUCUCGUAAGAGUUCCAUUUGGUAGGGGUAUCGAUCAAGGAAAUACUAUCUCUCCAAAGCUCUUUAUUACAUAUCCUGAAAUGGUCGUCAGAGACAGUGACAGUGUCAACAUCAACGGAAAGCUACUAACACAUCUCCAAUUUGCACUCGAUAUCGUGGCCAUCGAGGAAACCUCAGCUGAAGAUCAUGUUGAUAUUGUUGGACACUCAACGUUUACCAGCAGACCUCAACAUAAACCGAAUGAAACAAAAAGUCUGGAAGGGAAACCGGACCCAUAA
This is a messenger RNA of Octopus bimaculoides (California two-spot octopus), 360 nucleotides long. RefSeq lists its product as uncharacterized. The record is from RefSeq and is a predicted model, not a curated record. NCBI's taxonomy places the organism in Eukaryota, Metazoa, Mollusca, Cephalopoda, Octopoda, Octopodidae.